Messenger RNA from Beta vulgaris subsp. vulgaris (sugar beet), 2434 nucleotides. Its product is annotated as subtilisin-like protease SBT1.2. Gene Ontology annotation, molecular function: serine-type endopeptidase activity. The coding region runs from base 20 to 2341 and encodes 773 amino acids. Lineage: Eukaryota; Viridiplantae; Streptophyta; Magnoliopsida; Caryophyllales; Amaranthaceae. Gene Ontology annotation, biological process: proteolysis. The transcript has a single exon. The record is from RefSeq and is a predicted model, not a curated record.
ACCUUCUAAGUAUCCGAAAAUGGCAAAACCCAAAACUCUCCUUUUCCUUACAACACUACUCUUUUUUGUGGUUUUUGUUAAUGCUCAGUUACCCCUCCGAACCUACAUUGUACAACUACACCCACAAAGUGAAACUCAAACCGCCUCUUUUAUCGACUCGAAGCUCAGUUGGCACCUCUCUUUUCUUGAGAGAACGGUGUCUUCUGAGGACGAUGUCAGCCCUUCUUCUCGUCUUCUCUACUCUUAUAGUUCGGCCAUGGAAGGUUUUGCAGCUCGUCUCUCUAGGUUGGAGGUAGAGUCCCUAAGAAGCUUGCAUGAUGUUAUAGCUGUUAGACCUGAUAGGAGGCUUGAGCUGCAUACUACCUACUCUUACAAGUUUUUAGGACUUGAUGCACCGGGUGUAGGGGCGUGGUCGAGGACCGGGUUUGGGAGGGGGACGAUCAUUGGUGUCCUGGAUACUGGAGUUUGGCCUGAGAGCCCAAGCUUUAGUGAUCAAGGCAUGCCUGCGCCUCCUAGGAAAUGGAAAGGGGUUUGUCAAGAAGGGCAGAACUUCAACGCUACGAGUUGCAAUAGGAAACUAAUUGGCGCCAGGUUCUUUAUUAAAGGUCAUCAUGUGGCUAAUUCACCGUCACAAUCGCCAGAUUUAAACCCCGAGUAUGUGUCACCGCGUGAUUCUUCUGGGCAUGGGACACAUACAUCAUCCACUGCUGGGGGAUCAGCAGUCCCAAUGGCGAGUGUGCUUGGCAAUGGGGCUGGCAAGGCCCAAGGAAUGGCCCCAGGGGCGCAUGUUGCUAUCUACAAAGUGUGCUGGUUUAAUGGGUGUUAUAGCUCUGACAUAUUAGCUGCAAUGGAUGUGGCAAUAAGAGAUGGUGUUGAUGUCCUCUCCCUCUCCCUGGGAGGAUUUCCCAUCCCUUUCUAUGAUGACACUGUUGCGAUUGGCAGUUUCCACGCAGCGGAAAAGGGCAUUUCAGUCGUCUGUGCAGCAGGAAACAACGGACCUAUCAGCAACUCAGUUGCCAAUGAAGCACCCUGGGUUACCACUGUCGGAGCAAGUACCCUUGAUAGAAGAUUUCCCGCUUUUAUCAGAAUGGGAAGCAGGAGAUAUCUCUAUGGGGAAUCGAUGUUCCCAGGAAAUCAUUUCCCAAGGGCAGAGAAGAAGCUUGAAGUAGUCUAUAUAACAGGAGGUGACACAGGAAGUGAAUUUUGUCUUGAAGGGUCCCUUUCUCGAGCAGAAGUUGCUGGUAAAAUGGUCGUAUGUGAUCGAGGAGUAAAUGGAAGGGCAGAGAAAGGUGAGGUUGUGAGGAGAGCUGGAGGGGCUGCAAUGGUUCUAGCAAACACAGAGAUAAAUCUUGAGGAAGAUUCAGUCGAUGCUCACGUUCUGCCUGCUACUUUAAUCGGAUUUUCAGAAUCAGUUCAAUUAAAGAGUUACAUCAACUCUACAAAACGACCAACAGCAAAGAUUCAUUUUGCAGGGACUUUCACAGGAAGAUCCAGAGCACCAGCCGUGGCACGUUUUUCAUCUAGGGGACCGAGCUUGAACAACCCUUCAAUCCUCAAGCCAGAUGUGAUCGCGCCAGGUGUAAAUAUUAUAGCUGCCUGGCCCCAAAACUUAGGCCCCACCGGCCUUCUAGGAGAUUCUAGAAGGGUUAAUUUCACUGUCAUGUCAGGAACUUCUAUGUCUUGUCCUCAUGUCAGUGGCAUUACUGCUCUUAUCCGUUCUGCUCACCCAAGUUGGUCCCCUGCUGCAGUCAAAUCUGCACUUAUGACAACAGCAGAUGUAACUGACCAUUAUGGAAAGCCAAUCAUGGAUGGAAAUCUUCCGGCAGACUAUUUUGCUAUGGGUUCUGGACACAUCAAUGCAGGUAAAGCAGUCGAUCCAGGAUUAGUAUAUGAUAUCAGACCAGCAGACUACAUCACACAUUUGUGCAGUCUGGGAUACACAAGAUCUGAUAUCUUCAUAAUUAGUCGCAGGAACAUAAGCUGCAAAGAAAUGCUACAGAAAAGCAGGGGAUUCAGUUUAAAUUAUCCUUCAAUCUCUGCCAUUUUCAAGGGCAGUGAGACAGUGAAGGUGAUAGAUAGGAGAGUAACUAAUGUGGGCAGACCGAAUUCCAUUUACUCAUUGGAAAUUAGAGCUCCCAAAGGAGUCAGAAUUGUAGUCAAACCGAAGCGGUUAGUAUUUCGAAGCAUCAAUCAAACAUUGGGCUAUAGAGUUUACGUUAUAGCCACCAAAGGAGCAAAGCCAGUUAGCUCUGCUCAAGGAGAAUUGCAGUGGGUGCACUCUCGUCGCCUCUACAAGGUUAGAAGCCCAAUCACAGUGUCUUGGGAAAGCAGGAAAUCGUAAAUGAAGGAUAAUUCUCGAGCUUGAUAGUCAGGCAGAGACAUAGAAGCGCAUCUAUUCUUGAUAAUUUAAAUUUCGAAGCUACCAUGUCGAAGU